GCAUCGACAGAUUUUGACGUUUUUCCCAUGUUUUGAUUUUCGCAUGAAUAAAAUUUCCGAAAAAACUUGAAAAAAUAUAAAAAUUAGGAAGGAUGUCACUCGUUAAAAGGGGUCAGCAAUGGGGAACCUUCGCAAAGAUCUGGCACAUUUACGAUUGCAAAUGGCAAAACCCCUUUCAGUCGGCGGAACUCAUUAAAAGGGCUUUAUUGGGUCUCCACAAGCCCAUUUAUCAUCCAAUGAAUUAUUGCGGCGAUCACGUCGUCUGUAUCAACACGAAAGACAUCGCGCUGCCAGGCACGGAAUGGACUAAACGCGCGUAUUUUCAUCACACGGGCUAUCCGGGCGGUGCAACGUGGACCUUGGCAUGGGAGUUGCAUACCAAAGACAAAACUAUGAUCAUGAAAAAGGCGGUUUACAGUUCGAUGCGUGGAAAUUUGCAGCGAAGACAUGUGAUGCAGUGCCUCCAUUUGUUCCCCGAUGACAAAGUGCCGGAAGAAAUAAUGCAAAAUGUGACGUCGCAAAUUAGGCAACCGAGAGCCGUUCCCACGAGAUUGGAUCAUAUUGACAAAGAAACGCUGGAAAGUUUUCCGCAGCUGUUGGAUUUCCCGAAAAAUUAUGUUUUGCGAUAAUUUUGGGUUAUUUUUAACAGUUAGUAGGAAUAAAAAUGGUUAGUCAAGUACCAAAUGAGGGAGUUUGAGAUUG
Culicoides brevitarsis is the source of this 702-nucleotide messenger RNA. RefSeq names its product large ribosomal subunit protein uL13m (gene mRpL13). Gene Ontology annotation, cellular component: ribosome; mitochondrial large ribosomal subunit. The coding region runs from base 93 to 629 and encodes 178 amino acids. The record is from RefSeq and is a predicted model, not a curated record. Lineage: Eukaryota; Metazoa; Arthropoda; Insecta; Diptera; Ceratopogonidae. The transcript is spliced from 3 exons. Gene Ontology annotation, molecular function: structural constituent of ribosome; mRNA binding. Gene Ontology annotation, biological process: negative regulation of translation; translation.